ACCACUGGAGUGUGAUGUGUGUUCGUUAAAUUCGCUCGUCGAUUUUUCAAUGUUUUCAUCGGUAAAACACUCAAAAAUUUACAAAAAACAUAAAAAAGUGAAUAAAUUAAUUAAUAACGAAUGCAUUUGUGUUAAAACUAAUUCAAUUAUAAUUGAAUUACUAUAAAAGAAUUGUGAUUGAAAAAAUUAAAAAUUUUGUUCGUGUACAAUUUUCAAGGAAAGGAAAAAAAACUCAUUUUCGUUCGCCUUCGCCCGUUUCAUUUUGGGUUUUGCUUUCUUCUUGUCUUGCUCUGCCUCUGCCUUUGCAUCAGUGUGUUUCUGUUUCUCUUUUAAUUUUCUCAUUUGUCGUCGACUCGUCCGUCGUUUUGCGUUCUCGUACCGUAGCCUGUCGCGCUGAAGCUGCUAAAGUAGUAGAAGUUGAAUGUGGUGAUUUUUCCCUGUCUCAUCCACCAUCCACACACCAUACCACACGGACACGGACAAACCAAAAACCGAAACCACCACCAUUUUCAUUGUCGCUGUUGUCGUCGUCUUCUUCUUCGUCGCCGUUGUCGCUGUCGUCGUCGUCGUUGUGUCGUGUGUUUCGUGUACAUUCAACAUUGCCGUCGCCGCCGCCGUAUUCGUAUUUCUGUUUCGCUUGUUCUGCAUUUUCUCUAUAUGUUUUGUGUUUAAGUGAAUGGGAGAGAUAUACAUAGAGAAAAAGAGAUCCCAAAAACCGUAUAUAACAAAAAUAUUACAAAAAAUUGUUAAGUGAAUUUCAAUAUUAUUUCCAUUCAAAAUAAUAUAAAAUUUUGUGGUGAAUAAGAAAAUUUGGUGUUUAUUAAUGUUUAAUUAAAACAAGCUACGUCUAAAAUCUUGACAUAAGAUUCACAUUAGAGAAAAACUCAAGUGGUUCCAAAAAAAAAAAAAGUAUAUUCCCUAUGCAUUGGGGAGAGUAAUCUAUGUAUCCACGAGAUUGCAAAAUACUACAAAAUACACCAAACACUCACACAUCCAAACACACUCGCUCAUGUGUGUAGAUUCAAAUUCAACAUACAAAAAUUCAAUUUCGGAAGCUUAUAGAGAACUUAUCUCCUUUGUGGAUAAAAAAAUAAAGCAGUUUUUAACGAAAUUCGAGAAUAAAAACAUUUCGAACUCGAAAUUCACAUCAAAAAUGUCAAAAUCAAUUUCGACUUUUUUUUAGACGUGAUUGAUGGACGAUGGCAAAAAAUUGAUUUACCAAAUAAAAAAUCUAAAAAAAAACGAAAAGAAGUCUCUCUGGAAGUGUCUACCAACUAGAAUAUAAAGUGUGCAGCUAGAAAAGUGGUGAUCAUCAUUAUCAUCCAGGAAAGAAAUCAUUAUUAUUCGUCUUCGACGUCUCUUCAGUAGUCACCAUCUCUACCAGUCUGUGCGAAAUCGAAAAAUUAAAUCUUUGCUAAAUUCGAUAAAAUUGCAAUUUGCAUAAUUUGACAUUUCCACUUGACAUUUUAUUGUUCGUGAGGUGAAAUACACAUCCUUGAGAAGGAUAGUCCCAAUAAAAGAACAGAAGAAGGAAAAAAAAAACAUUGUAACUAAUAAAUAAACAAAAAAAGUGAGAAAAAAAAACAUACAUAUUUCCGUGAGUUUUUUUUUGUGUGUGCUUUUUCGUCAUUCGUGUGGUGAGAUUGUGUGUGUUAAUUCGCGGUUAAUAAACUCACGUCUUCUUCAUCGUCCCUGUCGGUUUCUCCGUCGUCUUCGUCGUCGUUCUCGUUGUCGACGACGUUCUCGUUGUCGUUGCCGUUCUCCCCACACACACCGGUUCGGUGUUUCUCUUUGCCUAGCAAGUGUGUUGAAUAUAUUAUGAUUUCCAUGAUAAAGAUGAUAAGUGUGUGGUAAAAAGUGCGUGAAAUUAAAAUUGAGUUGAAAAUUAACAGAGUUUUGGCUAAAAAUUAUUACCAACAAAUUUGUUGUUUUUAACUCUGGAAUAUUUUUAUAUUGUGAUAGAAAAAAUAUAAAAUAUAAAAAUUCAACACGAAAAGUUGAAUUUCUUAUAAAAGAAAAUUUCAUAAAAAUUCAAUUCAAUUCAACUCCUGGCAAUGUGCAGUGUGUGCGUGUUUGUUUAGGAAGAGCGAGAAAGAUAUAUAUAUUCGUAAAUUGUGUGAAAUCUUCUGUGUCGUUUUGUCUACCUACAUUCCCAUCAUCAUACAACAACAAAAACAACAACAACAAAAAAUCUUCAUUGGAAAAAAAGGAUAAAAAUUCUCCAACACACACUGUGUUCAUUCUCAUCAUCAUCAUCAAUUAAACAAAAAUAAUAAGAAAUAAAAAGAAAAUAAAUAAAUAUAUAGAUGUGUUAUUCUAAAAUUGAAUUAAAGGAAAUAGAAGUUUAAUUAAUUUACCACAGUGUGUGGUAAAUAUAUAAAAUUUUAUCGAAACAAAUUUGUACCCCACACAAGUGUGAUUUUAUUCGUUUAUUAUCUUAAAAAAAUUCUUGGUGUCUUUUUAACAUCUAUCUAUAUAUAUUAUAUAUAUGUGGUUUAUCGUUAUCCUCGGAAUGUGUCGUCGUAGUGAAUAGAAAGAGCGAGUCCGUCGGGAAAAAAGGAAACGAGAAUUCACAAAAUAAAAGAAAAAAGAAAAAAAAAACAUGUCGGUUCGUCUUCGUUUUCGGUGUCAUCCUCAUCGUUGUUGCGUUCUUGUCUAUAGUUCGUAGUUUCUUCAUCAGAAGAAUUAAAUUAAAGUGGAUAUAAAAUUUUGUCCGUCUCGUCUCGAUCUCGACGUCUUGACGUCUCUAAGAAGGAGCCAAAGCCAAACAUCGCCCAGGAUUAACACUUACUUGUUAAUUGUAGUUUAUUAGUUGGGAAAUUAUAACAAAAAAUAUUUAAACAAAAAAAAAACAGGGAAACAAAAUUAAAAUUUUCCCCGAGGAAUAUUGGAAUAAAAGAACGAAAAGGAAGGAAGGAACGGCAGAAAAAAACUCCAUCAAAAGAUUCUAAAUGCAUUGGAAUGUAGUCGAUUCGUUGUUAAAAAUCGCUUAUCGUCAGCUGAUUACAGUAACUUCAUUCCAUCGCAUCGCCUAAGAAGCGGUGUGUAAGAAAAUCUGCUGCUAAUAACAGAAGACACAACAAACAAAAACAAAAAAAAAACAAUCAGCCAUGAGCUUCAAUGGGAUGAUGAUAAUGUUCAUUGAUAAAUAAUCCCUCAGCGAUGAAACCAUCACCGAAUCAUACACAAACGCUGCAAAUGCACCAGCAGCAACAACAACAACAACAGCAGCAGCAACAACAAUUACAACAACAACUGCAUCAACAACAGCAAUCGCAUGAUCAAUUAACUUUACCACCACCUGCCCCACAUAAUUCAUCAGGCAGCAUAGCAAACACUACAACCACAACAUUCCCCUAUCACUUACAAUUGCCACCUCCAUCGCCAACAUCAACUAUCACCGCCAUCUCAAAUAGUGUUGCCAAUAACAAUAAUAACAUCAACAAUGCCAGCAAUGAUUUUGUUGAUUCAGAUCCUGAAUUAACAAGCAGCACAGCUGAUGGCAGCAUACCGCCACAUCAUGCCGGCGGAGGUGCAACAAAUGGCAAUAGUUUAAACGCCAAACAGCAACGUCAACAAAAACGUCGACGUGAGCGAGCCCAACGAAUGCAAGCGGAACGCGACAAUCGCGUUUGCAGUGGCGGCGGAGGUGGUGGGGCGGGUAGUGUGGGCGAAGAUAGCAACAAUUCCAGUGGUAAUCUCACAACAAGCAACAGUAAUGGCAGCAGUGGUAGUAAUUUAAUUCCACCAACGGAUAGUAUUGCUUCGUUAUUAUUAAAUCCACCAAAUUCGCCUGAAGGGCAUACGGGCCUAAUGGCAGCACCUAGUGAUUCAGAGGGUGAGAGUUUGGAUGAGGAUUUAUUGUCGACGUCAUCGUCGUCGACGUUAUUAUUGCCAAGAGAUAAACCGCCGCCACGUCCACCACCGCCGGUGCGAAGGAAAUUACCAAAAUCACCGGUGCUCGAAGAGGAGAUUAUUGAUGGAUUUGCUAUUCUUGAAUUCAAGACUUAUGAGGAUUUAGAGUUUGCUAUUAAAUUGGGCCAAAAACGAAAAGAAAAACGUUUAUCAGCACUCGAAGAACUCACAAGCACAUAUUGUUUAGAAGAUGUUAAACUACCGAAAAUUAUUGAUACAGGUCAACCACAUCCUGUACGAGGUAUUACAAAUUUAGUUGGAGCAGUUGCAUUAAAUUUACCUGGUAUUGAAAAAGACUUGGUAGUGGCAAAUAGUCGUGAACAACAACAUUGGAACAACAACUAUCAAAAUAGUAAUUUAGUACAUAAUAAUAAAGUAAAUCAAAAUCAAAAUCUAAACCUAAAUCUAAAUAAUAAUAACAAUAGUAAUAAUAAUAAUAAUAACAAUAACAAUAGUAAUAGUAGCGAGAACAACAAUAGUGCAAGUAAUAAUGUAAAUUUAAAUAAUUUAAACAGUAUAAACAAUACUUUAAAUAUAAAUAAUAAUAACAACAACAACAGCAGCAGUAACAUCAGCAACAACAAUAGUAGUAGUAAUAGUAACAACAUCAACAAUACCAACAGUACUAAUAGUACCAACACCACCACCAACAUCAAAAACAACAAUGGCAAUAGUAAUAGUAGUAGCAGUAUUGGAAAUGGCAGCAGUGGUGUUGCUAUUGAAGAAACAAUGACAACAGCAACACCAACAACAAUUUCAACAUCAAUAACUCCCAGCACACCAAUGGAUACUUCAACGCCAUCAGACUUGUUGGAUAACAUCAGUGACAUUACUGCCGGUGGUAAUGGUAAUGAUAACAUCGUCAACAACACCAACACAAACAACAACAGCAACAAUAACAACAAUAGCAAUAUCAAUAAUGGUAUUGUCGCUGCUAAUGUUAUUAGCAAUGGCAACAGUGAUGUUGUUGUUAACAAUAGUAAUAGUAGUAGUAUUAGUAAUAGUAGUGUGAACACAAACGUAACUGCAAUGUCAGUGGAUAGUUUAAGCAAUAAUAUUGUGGCAAUAGCUGAAGAAACAUCAGUGAAUUGCACAAAUAAUGUCACAGUGACAGCUAGUGGAACAGUAGCUGUCACAGUGGCAAGCUGCAUCAACAACAGCAACACCAAUAACAACAACAUUAAUACAAUAAGUCAAAUAAGUCAUGCUGAAAGUGCUGCAAACACAAAUAUCGAAAUGAUAACCAGUCAUGCAACACAUAAUUCAAUUACACUCGCUCAAGAUGCUGGUACGUCUGAUGAUAGUGGUAGAGCUUCGGAAAGAUUAACAACAUCUUCAGUUGCACCAAGGGAUGCGGAUAGCUCCAGAGAUCGACUUAGUGAUGCAAGCAGUAGAUGCAGUUCCGGCAAAGGAUAUAUCUGUGAUAGUGAAGGAGACGAUGAUAAGGGUUCUGAUGGAGGGUCAGUGGUUUUUCCAUCCACACCAACACAAGUUACAAAUACAACACCCAGCCCAACAACACCAAGAAAAUCAUCGGAUUUUCCAAAUCAAACUGGUCUGCCUCUCAGCAACGGGCCAUUGGGGCUGGGAGGCAGUGCUAGUCCAGUUCCUGUUCAAUCGCCAACAGCAUCAGCAGCUGCGGGUGGCGUUAAAGGCAGUGUUGUUGGUGGUGGUGGCAUUGGUAUGGCCGUUAGUGUUGGUCCUGGUCAAACACAACAACCAGCACCGUCACCGGCACCAGCCGCGUUACCACCACCAAACCUGCCACCGCCUUACACAACAACACCAAUGCAGGUCUCUAAUGGUCCAAUAAGCACACAUUUGUUGCCGAUCUCAACACAACCGCAAAUGGUGACGGGUCAUAUAAAGCCAAUUUCUGCAACAUCAAAAAUUCCUCCGACUAGCACAACAACGUCGUCGCCCAUUAAUAAGCUGCAACAGCAACAACAACAACAGCAACAGACGCAACAGCAACUGCCUCAUUCUCCACAAACGGCGACAUCAGCAUCUCCUAAGCCUCCCGGCUCUAUUCAUUCACCAGUUGGCAUUAGUCCUUUAAUUGGCUCUCCACUAACAACAUUGGCAAACGGCUUUGCCUCGUCAAUACCACCAUCGAUUACCACAUCGCAUCCCAUUAGCAGCUCGAGAGUUUCACCAACAUCUCCAUCAAUACAACCUCAGCAGCAACAUCCGCAAUUGCAACAGCUGACGCAGGCGCCACCACAAAUGCAAGUUACGACCAAUAACAGCGGCAAUAAUGGCAACAGCAUCAAUAGCAACAUCAGCAUCAAUAGUAACAUCAGCACCAGUAGUAGCCUAAGUUUAAAUAGUAAUAACAGUAGCAGUUUAGUACAACCAAUUCCUGGAUCGCUGGCAGUUCCGAUGCCACAGCCUCCGCCUGCAACAGCGCCCGCCGCACCGCCACCAAUUGCUCCUAGUGUUCAUCAUCCAGGAUUGGAUAGUGCGGCAGCGGCAAGUGGAAGGACAAACAGUCCGGCGGUCGCCACCGGAGCAGUGCACACAGCUACAGCGCCUUCAGUGAAUGGUGCCAGUAUAGCUGCCAAUGGCGGUACAAGUAGUAUUCCGCCGUCGGUACCGUACCGGACGCCAUACCCAAACUAUCCGCUCUAUGCUCCGUACAACAACUUGCACCACAGCCCGUAUCUGCCUCCAGCAGUGCCAUCGCCGACAGCUUCACCACGCACCAUUGAUGCCCGAACUGGCAAUCGGGAGUCACCGCUGAUAGUCUCGAAGUCUGUGCGGCCGCACACGCCGUCGAGUGGGGGUGCUGGCAUGAUGACCGGUGCCAAUAAUGGUCUACCGAUUUCUUCUCCAGGACAAACUGGUCCGCACGGAACAAUACCCUCAUCACCACAUCCCCAGCAGUCACAAUCGCCAUACGGACCACCACCCCAUAUGAUGGGAGUCCCGUCGGCGAAUAGCGGCAAUGUGCAGCAGCAAAAUCUUCCACCAGGCAGCAUUCUCAGGGAUCAGCAGUCAUCGUUAAGCGCCCAACUACAACAUCAGCACCAACAGCAGCAACAGCAUAUGCAACGACAGCAACAAUUGGCGUUAUCGCACCAUCAUCAACAACAACAGCAGCACCAGCACCAGCAAGCUGCUGCUGCACAGCAUCAACUGGCGAUGCAAUCGCAUCAACAUGCUCAGCAUAUGCAGCAGCAACAGCAGCAACAACAGCAACAGCAGGGACCGGGACAACCGCACCAGAUGCAUCAGCACCCCUCUGUUGCCGGCCUUGGUGUGAACAGUUCAUCAUCUGUGAUUCCACGAACUCAUUCGCCGAGAGGACAUAGUCCGAAUCGGGAACGGGAAAGUUAUAGUAGUAAUGUAAGUAGUUUGUCGAGAUCCUCGGCAACGACGCCGGGUGGCAGCGUUGGAUUGCCCUACAAUACUGCUCCACAAACUGGACCAUCGCCAUCAGCUCUGCAACAGCAUUACAAUAGUAACAGCAGUAGCAGUAGUAGCUCACAUGGUGCGACCUCCUCGCCACUGUCACUGCCCCCGACAUCAAUUGGUGCCCCAACCACUCCUUCUAGUCUACCAUAUCCUCCGAAGAACUCCUGGCCACCAAGCUCAACUAAUGCGACGCAACUAUCCCCGGCCACAACGAGUACAGUGACGCGACCUACACCUCCUCCAAAUCAACCGCAGCAACAGCAACAGCAUCAGCAACAACAGCAGCAGCAACAACAACAGCAGCAGCAUCAGCAACAACAGCAGCAACAACAACAGCAACAACAGCAGCAGCAACAACAACAACAGCAGCAACAACAGCAGCAACAACAGACUUCUUCGAGUAGUGCUAACUCAGCUUCGCCACACCAUUCGUCGGCGUCAACGACGCAUUCCACAUUUCAACCGCCAUUGUUUGCUGCGCCGCAUCCGCCACCAGUCGCUGUUAGCUCAGCAUCCACUACAGCUCCCCAUCCAUUUUCCGCAGAAUCUCUCUUCCAGUCGAGCAAAACCGAUCAAGCAGAUCUCCUUCGUCGUGAGUUAGACAGUCGAUUCCUGGAUCGUUCCGGUUUGGCUGUUCCACCUCCAACAUACUUGCGGCAAGAACUCCACCAUCAUCAGCAUCAGCAUACGCACCUGCAUCAGCACCAGCACCAACAGCUGAUGCCAUCUGCGCCGCCACCGGCUGCAACGUCAAUGUUUCCCCCGCCUCUCUUCAAGGACAUACCCAAAAUGGGUGCCGUUGAUUCGCCUUUCUAUAGGACCAGUCUGGGUAUUCCUGGUUAUCCAGGCUAUUCGCCCAGUCUGCUGCACCCCGGACUUGGCGGUCCGACACCGUUUGUGCCUCCUAGCCAUCUGCCAUCUUUUGCUCCAAAGCAACCAACCCCGAUCGUUGAUCCCACUAAGCCUAAGCAAAUGAAAACUGGUCGAUGGAAUGCAAUGCAUGUGCGAAUAGCGUGGGAGAUCUACUACCACCAGAAUAAACAAAAUCCAGAUAAAGCAGCAGCUGCAGCAGCAGCCGCAGCGGCUUCAUCUGGCAAUUCAAAUAGUUCAUCUGGAUCAGGUGCACCUCCUCCAUUGGGCUUGAAACCUUCACCAGCUACAAUGAAUGAUAUAUUGCGUUCCUCAUCGCAUAUGUUUAAUUCAUCAGCAGCGGCAGCUGCAGCAGCUGCAUCUGGUUUGCAUAGACCUAGUGAAAUGCCACCCUCAAGUGGGUAUCCGCAAGGUCUUCCCGGACGAUCGCCAUUCGAAACGUCGCCACUUUCGGCGAGUUUCCUUGGAGCACCUCCUAGUCAUAUGGGUACAGCAGUCUCACCAUUCGGACGGUAUCCUGGGCCAUUUGUUGGCUUUGCUGGUUUGACGCACUUCGGUCGGGAUAUUCCAAUGGGAGCAGCCAUUCAUGAUCCAUGGAGAACGAGCCUUCAAAGAACGGUUGGCUAUCCUCCUGGUCCUGCGCAAGGCGCCUGGCCUCUGAAACCUGAUCCUGGACUGGAUGCAGCUCGUCGAGAAGCUGAGGAACGUGAACGGGAGCGUGAGCGUGAGAUACGCGAACGUGAACACCGUGAACGUGAACGACAGCGCCGUGAACGCGAAGAACGUGAACGCAAGGAAAAAGAGGAAAAACUAAAACGCGAACAGCAAGAACGAGAACGCGAAAGGGAAAGAGAGCGUGAGCGCAAAGAACGCGAGCGACGUGAAAUGGAGCGUCGGGAAAUGGAACGCGAGCGAUUGAUUCAGCAACAGAGAAUCAAUGAGAGCUCGAAAAUGGCAGCGGCAGCUGCUGCUGCAGCCAAUUCAGCUGCUCGUGAUAGAUCUCCGCUGAGGAACGGUACGACCGAUGGCCCAGAUAUUCGAAUAAAAGAGGAACAUCCUCGCAUCGAUACCCGCAAAGAGGAGGAGAUGAUGAUGAGAUCAGACCAGCGGUACCACCAAAGCCUAGCUGCUGCGCAAGCAGCAAGUGCCGCCCAUCAUCCCUUCAUGACAGCUCGACACGGGGGACAUGUUCUUCCUCCACCACCUCACCUCUCCCGCUCAAUGAUGCCACCCACAAUGGGAGGCCCCCCACUAACCCACUUUGCCCCGCCUGGUGCUGCUGGCUGGACAAUGGACCCCUAUCGUGAUCCAUACGGCCCCAUGCUGCGCUAUAACCCACUAGUUGAAGCGGCCUUCCGACAUGAAGAAGAACGCCAAAAAGCCAUGGGAAUUUAUGCCAUGCAAUCUGCGGCCCAUCUCCGAGGCAAAGAACCUAGUCCUAUUCCGCCAGCAGUUGGCCCACCUCCACCUCAUCACCGAAUGCAACAAGUCAACCACAAGCCACAACAACCCCCGCCCCAUAUGCAGGGUAUGCAAGUCUCUGUAGACAUGCAUAAAAAAGAAGACAAUGCUCCAGCCCGAUGAUAGGCUGUCGAUCAGCAACAAAAACAACACUUUGGAAAUGUAUAAAGCAAACAAUUUAUUUUAAAUUAUAUCUAUUUGAGGAUAGUUGUAC
Messenger RNA from Eupeodes corollae, 9877 nucleotides. RefSeq names its product probable serine/threonine-protein kinase DDB_G0267686 (gene tay). The transcript is spliced from 15 exons. Bases 3163 to 9786 code for a protein of 2207 amino acids. The record is from RefSeq and is a predicted model, not a curated record. Lineage: Eukaryota; Metazoa; Arthropoda; Insecta; Diptera; Syrphidae.